Molecule: messenger RNA, 1390 nt
Organism: Salvia miltiorrhiza (redroot sage)
Lineage: Eukaryota; Viridiplantae; Streptophyta; Magnoliopsida; Lamiales; Lamiaceae
Product: putative F-box protein At3g44060
Exons: 2
Coding region: 53-1144 (363 amino acids)
Molecular function (GO): protein binding
Source: RefSeq, a predicted model, not a curated record
CAAGUUAGGGUUAAUUUGUUGUUGCAUCAAUCAUCCCUUCAUCCGCUUCGAGAUGAAGAAACAAAACUCGAAGCGCUUGAAGAUGGAAACACAAAAAUCGAAGCGCAGGAGAUCUCGCGAUCGACUCAGUGAGUUACCCGACUCGUUAAUCUUCAACAUCUUUGAGUUGUUGCCGAUGAAUGACGUUGUUAAGACUACAAUCCUCUCCAAGCGUUGGAAAGAUCUCUGGACAACAGCCCCCUUCCUUAAUUUCACGGAUUAUUCAUUCAAAGAUGACCCAGAUGAUCCGGAAUCUUCGUUAAAAUACCCAGAUAUUGAGAUGGUUCAAGACUUCGUGGAUGAGGCACUAACACAGUGGGGAGGGAUCAAUAUUCUGAAAUUCAAGAUUGAUUUCAGAUCAUAUUAUGAUCACGAAUUUGAUGAUGAUUUGGAUGAGUGGGUGCGUUGGGCAAAAGAGAAACAAGUCGAAGAGAUACACUUACGCAUUGAGAAUGAUUAUCGACCGUACGACUUGCCGGAGUGUCUCUACUCGUGUUCAUCGCUCAAAGUGUUAGUCUUGUCGCUCAAAUAUAUUUGCUUUUCGCGUAUUCGCGGGAAUAUCAAGUGGGAUAGUCUUAAGAGUUUAACGAUUUCGGAUUACUUGUCUCUCGAUCCGUAUUUUAUCACACAAGCUUUGCGUGGAAGCCCUAAUUUGGAAGUAUUUAACUUGACUCUGCACGCAAGCAAAAGCGUGUGUAUCCAAUCUAAGAGUUUGAAGAAGCUCUGUAUUUGCAAGCGUUUCAGUCACAGAGAUAAAGAGAAGGUGGUGGAAAUCGUGACUCCGAAUCUUGAAACGUUGGAAAUUUCAGGAUAUCCAGACAUAAAAUAUGUGUUGAGUGCCUCCUCGUCUUUGACGGACGUAACUCUUAGAUUUCGGGAAGACAAGGAGAGCUGGCUGAGUUCAUCUGCUUCGUUCGAGCACGAUUGUGGGGAAACAUUGAGUCAAAUUCUUCCAACCAUCCAACAUGUUGAAAGACUGAAAUUAUCGUCUAGGUGCAUCCAGGUGCUACAGCGCACGAACAAGAAACAUUUGCUUUCACGCCCAUAUUUUAUAGUUAGAGAUCCUGUUGAAAUUUACGGGCUAGGAUGGUGUUUCGACAAGUAAAAGGAAUCAUGCCAUCUUCACGUUCACGUCCAUCGCGUUCUUAAUAACUGAAAGCAAAGAUCUUCCUUGCACUUGCUUGAUUUGGGUUAAUUUGUCGAAAAAAAUUUGCAAUGACUUAAUUAAUUAUUUAUUUUUUUGGGUUAAUUUGUUUUGAUACUGCUUAAUUUUUGGUGUUGAACAGUGAUAUUAUGCAAGUAAUUUUGUGCGGUUUCAGUAAGUUGGAAGUGUUUAUCUUGUUUUUGGAGA